Messenger RNA from Scomber scombrus (Atlantic mackerel), 1497 nucleotides. RefSeq names its product TIP41, TOR signaling pathway regulator-like (S. cerevisiae) (gene tiprl). Gene Ontology annotation, cellular component: cytosol. Gene Ontology annotation, biological process: TOR signaling. The transcript has 8 exons. Lineage: Eukaryota; Metazoa; Chordata; Actinopteri; Scombriformes; Scombridae. Bases 127 to 948 code for a protein of 273 amino acids. The record is from RefSeq and is a predicted model, not a curated record.
ACGUUUUACACACCGUAGUUUGUAGCGGAACCAUAGCGUGAGCGUAGCAAGCAUAGACGGUCACUUUUCACCGGCGCACUGAAGUAGCUUCCAUGACCAGGAACAGUUGACAACAACAUUAAGCUGAUGUUGGCCUCUCUGUCCACAAUGAUGUCACAUGGUUUCAAGAGCAGUAAGCAGGACUUCACCUUUGGACCAUGGAAAGUGACUGCUGCCAAAAACCACAUCAUGAAAUCCAAAGAUAUUGAACGGUUAGCAGAGGAGAUGACCAUGCCCUCCCUUCCAGAGAUGCUGUUUGGGGACAAUGUCCUGCGCAUCCAACACAAAGAUGGCUUCGGCAUUGAGUUCAAUGCAAUCGAUGCCCUUAAGAGAGUCAACAACAUGGAGGAUGCUGUCAAGGUGGCCUGUGCUCAGGAAUGGCAGGAGAGCAGAGCUGAUUCUGAACACUCCCAAGAGGUGGUAAGACCCUACGACUGGACAUAUACCACAGACUACAGAGGCACUCUGAUAGGACAAAGUACACAGAUGCAGGCGACUGAGACAGCGGAACGUAUCAACAUGGAGAAGCUGAAGGCUCGGGAACAGAUCAUGUUUUUUGAUGAGGUUCUCCUGUUUGAGGACGAGCUGCAUGACCACGGAGUCUCAAUGAUCAGUGUCAAAAUUAGAGUGAUGCCCACAAGUUUCUUCUUGUUGCUGCGUUUCUUCCUACGAGUGGACGGAGUGCUAAUCAGAAUAAAUGACACACGAUUGUAUCAUGAGGCUGGAAAGGAUUACAUGCUACGAGAGUUCAGCACAAGGGAAAGCAGCAUAGCAGAACUAAAGAAUGUUCCUGCUGCACUAUACACAGACCCUAAUGAGAUCGCCCAGCAUUUAACCUUGAAGCUGACAGAGUGUGAGAAGCUGGAACUUCCUGUGACGCAGCCUCAGACUGUCAAUGAAGGCCUUUAGUGAGCAGAAUACUGCUCACUAAUUACGUCCAUGUUGAUGUUGCAUGAUGAAAAAGAAUAAUAUUAGUGUUACAGUACAUCUGUAAUCUUACAGUAACAUAACCAUUGAUCUUCCCUUCAAAUAUCUGUACAGGAAUAGUUUUUUUAUAUGUGACCACUGUGAUGGUGUGUUCUUUAAACACUGCAAUCUGAUCUACAGUUUCAGUACAUUAUAUAUUAUGAUGUAAUAAUACCAUAUCAAAUUGCACUGUAAUAUCAGUGAAACUUUAACCCAUCGUCUCAGUUUAGGUUUUGUUCAUUUGAACUGAUUUUGUUUUAUGUGUACACUUUUCACUGUCAAAUUGAAUAGCCUUUUGACAUAAGACUCGAGAGGAUAGCUGUUUCAACUUGAGUAAUGUGUUUGUAAAAAUACUACAUAUAACAGCUUUGUAUUUUCUAAAGUGAAAGUAAUGAAGAAUUUCUGUAAAUAUGACUAUUGUAAUUUCUGCAGUGACUUGUGGAGGGUGCAGAAGAUUGUUUUCCAUUUGCAAGUAAAGAUCUCCAGAAUCAG